Blepharisma stoltei is the source of this 1944-nucleotide messenger RNA. Lineage: Eukaryota; Ciliophora; Heterotrichea; Heterotrichida; Blepharismidae. The record is from the annotation of a GenBank genome assembly.
AUGGAACCUAAAAAAGGACCUGCAACUCAAGCUGAGAAAAACAGAGAAAGACUGAAAAAUCAGCGAGACAACCAAUUAUUUGGCAAAGCCCAACAAAUUGACGCGAUGACACCUGAAGAUAUUUUGGUUGAGUUGAAAAAUAAAAAAUUGCCAGUGUUUGGGACAAAUAAAGAAAGAGUUGAGCGACUUAAAAAAGCACUAGGAAUACCAAUUCAAGACAAUGGAUCAAAAGGUUCAAAUAGUGUCUUAAACAAUAUUGAGCAAAUUCAAAAAAAAAGAGAGGAAAGAAGAAGGAGGAUGGAAGAAGAAAGAAUCAACAAGGAAGAAAGAAAAGCUGAAAAUGAAGCCCUAGGGAAAUUAGUAGAUGUAGAUUUUCAAAAAAUGGUUGAUCAGUUUAAACAGCAAGUUCCUCCUCAGAAGCCCCAUGUCCCUUCAUCAGAAUUAAAAAUUUGUGUGUGUGUAAGAAAAAGACCAAUUUUCUCUAAGGAAGAGAAAAAUGGCGAAAUUGAUGCUCUGAGCUGUUCGAACCCAGUAAUUAUGAUUCACGAGCCUAAGUUUAAAGUAGAUGGCAUUACUAAAUACCUAGAAAAUCACACCUUCCAAUUCGACAAUACAUAUGGAGAAAACGAAGACACAAAGACCGUUUACGAGUCCUCUAUUCGGCCUCUCUGUCCAUUUAUACUGCAAGGAGGCACUGUAACUUGUUUUGCAUAUGGCCAAACAGGUUCAGGCAAAACUUAUACAAUGCGGGGCCUCCAGGAAAUGGUAAUUUGUGAUCUUGAUAAAUUUGGCCGAGGUCAGCUUACAUUCCAUAUAAGCUUCUACGAAAUUUACGGUGGCCGCUGCUUUGAUCUGCUUAAUAAUAGAGCCAAACUUACAAUUCUUGAAGAUGGUAACGGGAAUAUUCAAAUCCAAGGCUUAGUUGAGCAUCCAGUUGGUAAUAAAGAUGAAGUCUUACAGCUGAUUGAAUAUGGAAACUCAGUCAGAACAACCCACGCAACCACCUCAAAUGAAGAUUCUUCACGAUCCCACGCAAUUUGCCAGAUUUUAUUAAAAAGCGGUCAAAGAGAGUUUGGAAGACUAAGAUUAGUUGAUUUGGCUGGCAGUGAAAGGGCACAAGACUGUGUUAGCAAUAACAGGCAAAGACGUAUUGAAGGUGCAGAAAUAAACAAAAGCUUAUUGGCACUAAAAGAAUGUAUUAGAGCACUAAGAGGAGGCCCUGGGGCACAUGUACCUUAUAGAGGCUCAAAACUGACUUUGGUGCUGAGGGAUUCUUUUGAAGGAGGGUCUGAUGAAAAAAAGGUUAUUAUGAUCACUUGUGUGUGUCCUGGGCAUUCAAGCUCUGACCAUACUAUAAAUUCACUUAGAUACGCUGAUAGAUUAAAAGAGCAAGUUGUAGCUAAUCAAGUAAACCAAUUUCAGCCAAAGCCAGAGCCAUUAAAGCCUCACCAAGAACAGCAAAAACCACAGCCAGAGCCAGCAAAGCCUCAGCCAUCUAAGAAAAACCUUCAGCCUCAAGUUCAGCAAAAUCUACCUAAAAAAAAGGAUGAAAAGCCAGAAGUUGCCGACAAAUUCAGAAAAAGCUUCAGGGAUAUGGAAUAUAUACAAAAACAAGAAGAAGACAAAAUGAGUCUAGAAAUGCUUGAUUUGCAUGAAAAAGUGGAGACAAUACUGGAAGAGGAAGAAGAGUUAUUAGAAACUCAUGUUCAUGCUAUAAAAGAAGAUGCACAAAUAUUGACAGAAGAGGGGGAAUUGAUUUCUAUGGCCCAAGGAGAUACAGAUUAUGACAUUGAUUCUUAUGUGCAAAGGAUGGAAAUUUUGGUUAAGCAUAAAUUGACAGUUUAUCAGAAUUUGUAUCAGAAGGUUAUGAGUUUUAAAGCACAUUUGAACGAAGAAGAGGAGUUCUCAAACCAUAUGACGCAGAAAUUAAAGAAAAAAGGAUAA